GAGAGAGCGAGAGAGAGAGAGAGAGAGAGAGAGAGAGAGGGAAGCGAAGUAAGUGGAGAGGGUUGCCGCUGCGCACAAACAGAGAUUUGAUCUGUGAGUUCGGUGCUAGUCAGUUUGCACUAAGCCACCUACUGCAAACAAGGCUGCGUCUAAACAUAUACCUCUACAACUUGUUGAAUCGGCUUAAUAAUAUAGAAACUUUGUCAGGGAAAAGUUUAGGAACUUUUGAGUGGGACUGGAUACGACCUUGGACUUAUUCAUGACAACAUUCAAGUGAAACAUUAUUUUUUGAUGUAUGUUUUGAACAAUUUUGUUUUAUUUAUUAUACCGGCAUAUUCACGUUAAUGUGAAUCCCUGCCAAAUAAUCGCAUUUGAAUAGACUGAAAAUAACAUCUACAUAGGGGGAACAACUUAUUUUUUAAAUACAUUUUUACUUUUCAUUUCCAGGUGAACGAAGGUAACGAAGAACUGUGGAUUAAACAAAGCAGGAAUUCGGACAGAUUUUUUCUUACUUGACUUGAAUCGGUUCACUCCGGUGUAUAUGAACGUUUGCUAAAAAGCUAUGGAAGUAUCCGCGGACCAACCCAGAUGGAUGAGCCAUCACCACCCAUCGGUGCUAAACGAACAGCAUCCCGGCUCGCAUCACCCGGGCCUCGGCCACUCGUACAUGGACCCCUCGCAGUAUCCCCUUGCCGACGAUGUGGAUGUACUGUUUAAUAUCGACUCACAGGGCAACCACGUAUCUCCAUACUAUGGGAACUCAGUCAGAGCCGUCCAGAGGUACCCACCUCCUCCACAUAGUAGUCAGGUGUGUCGCCCCUCUCUGCUGCACGGCUCUCUGCCGUGGCUGGACGGAAGCAAAGCGAUGCAGCACCACAGCACUUCCCCGUGGAACCUGAGUCCUUUCCAGAAGAGCUCACUGCACCACGGUUCCCCGGCAGGUCUCUCUGUCUACCCUUCGGCGUCCUCCUCCUCCCUGUCCGGGGGCCACUCCAGCCCGCACCUCUUCACCUUUCCCCCCACUCCUCCGAAAGACGUGUCCCCGGACCCAGGCAUCUCCACUCCGGGCUCAAGCAGCAACAGUCGCCAACAGGAGGAGAAAGAGUGCAUAAAGUACCAGGUGUCCCUGGCCGAGAGCAUGAAACUGGAGUCUCACAGCCGGAGCAUGGCAUCAAUUGGAGCGCAAUCAUCCGCUCACCAUCAUCACCCCAUCGCCACAUACCCAUCCUAUGUCCCCGAAUACGGCCCAGGCCUCUUCCCGCCAAGUAGCCUGAUAGGUGGGUCAUCUUCUAGUUAUGGUUCCAAAACAAGACCAAAAACAAGGUCAUGUUCAGAAGGUAGAGAGUGCGUUAACUGUGGAGCUACGUCGACCCCGCUCUGGAGGCGGGAUGGCACUGGUCACUAUUUGUGUAACGCCUGCGGACUCUAUCACAAGAUGAACGGGCAGAAUCGGCCCCUCAUCAAACCCAAGCGACGACUGUCUGCAGCAAGACGCGCAGGAACAUCAUGUGCAAACUGUCAAACGAGCACGACAACACUGUGGCGAAGAAACGCCAACGGGGACCCCGUGUGUAACGCUUGCGGUCUAUACUACAAACUGCACAAUAUCAACCGACCUCUCACCAUGAAGAAGGAGGGCAUUCAGACCAGGAACAGGAAGAUGUCCAGCAAGUCGAAGAAGAGCAAAAAGUCCCACGACAGCAUGGACGACUUCUCCAAGAGCCUGAUGGAGAAGAGCAACUCGUUCAGCCCCGCCGCUCUGUCCCGCCACAUGUCCUCCUUCCCCCCCUUCUCACACUCCGGCCACAUGCUGUCCACCCCCACGCCCAUGCACCCCUCCUCCUUCGCCCCUCACCCCCACUCCAGUAUGGUCUCUGCCAUGGGCUAGAAGACCCCAACGGUACCACCCACCUCCCAGAACCCCUCAAUCAACAACCAACCCCCCCCCAUCCUCUUACUCCCAGUUCUUUUCGCUUACCUGAAUCCCAAGCUGAAAGACAACCAAACUGCUCUCUGCUACCCAUAACCAACCGCUCUGCUCCAUCACCAAGCCGCCUAUGAUCUGACCUCAUUGUGAGGGAGACAGGCUCUAUGGGUCCUUGCUUUUGUUCAGUUGUCUCUUUUUUAAUCUUUAUCAAGUGUAUCUACUGCGAUCCUCAAAGCCUGGCAGACUGACUUCACUGACUGUGGUUUUCCGACUCCUCGGAAGACCGUUGUUGUUCUCCGACCUGGGAGAAAAGAUCCUGAAGCUUCACCCACUCACUGACUGUCCUCCCAGCUGAUAACCCCCAAUUCCGGAAUCCCAUUUGUGUUCAAACAUGUUUCAUGGGAAAAGCAAAGAUUAUUAACAAUCAUUACAAAAGCUACAACUUUUAUGAUGCCCCCCUCCCCUCCCCACCCUACUUCACACACCUGUAUGACAGGACCCCCCCCCCCCCACCCCCCCCC
Salvelinus fontinalis (brook trout) is the source of this 2448-nucleotide messenger RNA. Its product is annotated as transcription factor GATA-3-like. Gene Ontology annotation, biological process: immune system development; embryonic organ development; negative regulation of transcription by RNA polymerase II. Gene Ontology annotation, cellular component: nucleus. The transcript is spliced from 5 exons. Bases 563 to 1888 code for a protein of 441 amino acids. Lineage: Eukaryota; Metazoa; Chordata; Actinopteri; Salmoniformes; Salmonidae. The record is from RefSeq and is a predicted model, not a curated record. Gene Ontology annotation, molecular function: DNA-binding transcription factor activity, RNA polymerase II-specific; RNA polymerase II cis-regulatory region sequence-specific DNA binding; zinc ion binding.